CCAUUCAGUUUGUGCUGUCUGAUGAGUUCAGUCAUAUGCGGCCAGAUCAGCGCCAGGCACUGCUCCAUGAAGGCACUGGGCCCAGAGUCAUCAGCGCCUUUGUGGAAAUCAUCUUUGACAACUCAGACAACAGAAUUCCUAUUGAAAAAGAUGAAGUUGUGUUGAGAAGAGUCAUUGGCUCCAAGAAAGAUCAGUACUUCUUGGACAAGAAAAUGGUCACAAAAACCGAUGUCAUGAAUUUACUGGAAAGUGCUGGUUUUUCUAGAAGUAACCCCUACUACAUUGUCAAGCAAGGAAAGAUAAAUCAAAUGGCCACAGCACCUGACUCUCAGCGUCUGAAGCUACUUAGAGAAGUGGCAGGGACCAAAGUUUAUGAUGAACGUAAAGAGGAGAGCAAUGCAAUUUUAACUGAAACAGAUGGCAAGAGAGAAAAGAUUAGUGAUCUUUUAAAAUACAUAGAGGAAAGACUAAACACCUUGGAAGGUGAAAAGGAAGAGCUGAAAGAGUAUCAGAAAUGGGACAAAAUGAGAAGAUCACUAGAAUACACAAUCCAUGAUCAUGAAUUGAAAGACACUCGCAAAAAGUUGGAUGAG
Molecule: messenger RNA, 593 nt
Organism: Candidula unifasciata
Lineage: Eukaryota; Metazoa; Mollusca; Gastropoda; Stylommatophora; Geomitridae
Source: the annotation of a GenBank genome assembly